This is a messenger RNA of Anthostomella pinea, 786 nucleotides long. Lineage: Eukaryota; Fungi; Ascomycota; Sordariomycetes; Xylariales; Xylariaceae. The record is from the annotation of a GenBank genome assembly.
AUGCCAAAGAGGAAAGCAGCCCAGCUGGAAGCUGAGCCAGACACCAAGGGUCUGCGAAGGUCGACGCGUCGAAAGUCAAGUGCCCUAGACAACGCGCAGGCCGACAGCUCGGCGAAGGAAACCAAGACCAGACAACCGAAGCCACAGAAGCCGAAAGCCAAGAAAGAAGAUGUCCAGCCCACGCCCAAAUUGCAAGCCAGGACCACCAAGCCGGCCAAAGCCCAGGUGUCUGCGGCGAAACCUGAGACGAACGACACGACGGGCUCUUCAGAGAGGUGGUACUGGCUUAUGAAAGCCGAGCCCGAGACCCGGCUGGAGAACGGGACAGAUGUCAAGUUCUCCAUUGACGACCUGGCCUCACGUACGGAACCUGAGCCUUGGGAUGGUAUUCGCGCGUACGCGGCGCGCAACAACCUCCGGUCUAUGAAGAAAGGCGAGCUGGCUUUCUUCUACCAUUCAAAUUGUAAAGAACCGGGUAUCGUGGGUACAAUGGAGAUUGUGGAAGAGCAUUCGCCUGAUCUCUCUGCACACGACCCCAAAGCCCCUUACUACGAUGCUUCAUCCAAGCCCUCAGAUCCCAAGUGGAGCGUCGUCCAUGUCAAGUUCCGCAGCAAAUUCACCCAAUCCAUUGGGCUCAAGGAGCUCCGCGAAAUGGGCAAGCCGGGACAGCCGCUCGAGACCAUGCAGAUGUUGAAGCAGAGCCGGUUGAGUGUCAGCCGGGUAAGCCCGGCGGAAUGGGAACACCUGAUGGACGUGGUCAAGCAGCGGGGUGGCGAGACUCAGUAG